Molecule: messenger RNA, 1314 nt
Organism: Durusdinium trenchii
Lineage: Eukaryota; Dinophyceae; Suessiales; Symbiodiniaceae
Source: the annotation of a GenBank genome assembly
AUGUCAGCCGAAGCUGCUUUGCCCCGCGGGCACAUCACCUUCCGCCUCAUGAGAGCCUCGCGCUGCUUGCACCUCUUCGCAGCACUGCUGGCGAUUCUUUCCUGUCGCUGGGGGCACCUCUUUUGUGCAGGUGGCGCAGCACGCCGGGCGCACCGAUCCAGGUCGACGAGGUCAACGCCACGAGGGGCUGAGGGCGACUCUGCGAGCUUGAGGGGUUGCGGCCUGUUGCUGCCCAUCGGCCCCUUCUGUCCCUUUCGCUCGGACUUUUGGGACGAUCCCAACCUCAAAAGCGCGGCGGAAGAGAUGGCACGGAAGCAGCGGCGUCAAGCAGAGCUCACAAGCAAGUUCCAAUUGGGGCAGGGCCUUUCUGCAGAGGAGAAGUCUGAGUUAUGCCGUUCCAUGCAAGAAUCCAGCGACUAUUGGUUCUCCAACCAGAUGCGCCUGCGCUAUGCUGAAGACUUCCAAGCCAUUGAAAACUUUAAGAUCACGGAGGUGAAGUUGGAAGGCAUGGGCUUCACCACGGAGAUGCUCGAGGCGUUGGUGAAAUGGACGCCGCAGCAGAUGUCGUGCAUGCUGGAGGGCAAGCCACCGACAGCGCCACCACCGGGGUUGGACCUGAUGAAGAUCCAGCAGGCCAGCCAAUCCUUGCCCGUCAUCAUGAGCCUCACGGACACCAAGAUCUUCCCUCCACUGGUCGCGGAAGGGAGCCCCGCACUGGAAAGUCAGCUGGUGCAAGAUGAGCUCUCAAAGCUCACGGCGGACCAUGAGAACCUGAUCCGCCUGGGCGUGAACUUCCGGCAGUUCGAUCCCCGAGGAAAGGAAGCCUUCUUAGAUCAGCUCGAGAUGAUCCAGGAGCGUUGGCGCGUUUUCAUCACACGGUUCCAGCUGAUGGGCGACUUGAACCCGGAGUUCAUUCAAACCUCACAGCAGUACUUGAUGCAAGUGGGGAUGACCAUUGAGCAGUACAACACGUUGAUGGCCAAUGUGCACCAGAGGAUGAGAGACGAAGUGCAACGGGAAGUCCUGGAGAUGGCGCUCCAUGUGCUGACCAUGAACGGCAUUCGCUUCACCGCCGACGAGAUCUCGGAGUUGGUUCAGACGGAGGAAGAGGUGAUGAUGUACGAAGUGGUGGAUCGCAUCCCCGAGAGUCUUCGGGAGGGCUUUGAGCAUCUCACUUUGGAACUCCUUGUGGUGGUGACCACUGCUUCGCGCAUGAGGACCACCGUGGAGAACAAUGAGGCGGAGCCCAUCCAGGCGGUUGAGAAGAUGGGAGUCUUGCGGGGUUUGGGGUCAUUGGGAGAGUGGUUCUUGUGA